Molecule: messenger RNA, 2262 nt
Organism: Triticum turgidum subsp. durum (durum wheat)
Lineage: Eukaryota; Viridiplantae; Streptophyta; Magnoliopsida; Poales; Poaceae
Source: the annotation of a GenBank genome assembly
AUGGCUUCACCUCCAUGGGUUCGCCUUGUGCUGCUACUCCUAGCUGCCGUCCCCGCAUGCCAUGGCCGCCCACUUUUUGACGGCGAUGCCGUCAUCGAUGAGACGCAGCCCUUGCGGCCAUCCAUGAUCUCAUGCUCAACUGUCGGCAACUACACCGACGGAAGCAAGUACCAUGUGAACCUCGACCGGCUCCUGUCGGCCAUCCCCGUGGCCGCUGACUCCAAUGGCUUCUUCAAUGGCACAUUUGGCGCGGUGGGCGACGAGGUCUUUGGCAUGUUCAUGUGCUACGCUGACGACGCCGACUCUGAGUGCCAGGACUGCCUCACCCGUGCCCCUGAAGGUAUCAUGAAGGUGUGUCCUCACAGCAGGACGGUCCGUGCUGUCUACAGCGCCUGCACCAUCCAAUACUCCAACAAGUCCUUCUUCUCUGUUGCUGACCUUACCGUGGUUGACAUGGUCGACCUUUCGGUCGCGCCCCGGCUGGAACAAACCCCUCGCCGAACUUGGAACAAUAGAGACCCUGAAGGUUGGCACCAAGGAGUCAUACUUGUAGGGUACGUUGUGGACACUGCCGGUAUGAGCCAUGCAAGGUUUAAGUUGAUCCAUCGGCUCAUGGUGAAGGCUUGCCAAAGGGAUGAACGUAUCGCUGAGGGCAGACAGAAGUUCACCGAUCCGGAGUGGGUGCAGGCGGUGGUGCAGUGCACGAGGGAUCUGCCGGCGAGUGAGUGCACCCGCUGCCUCACCUAUUACACCGAUCAGCUGCCACGGUUGUUCCCAAACAACAGCGGUGGUGCCAUCAAAGGGUCAAGCUGCUACCUGCGCUACGCCAUCCUUGCUGACAAGCCACGCCCGCGCACUGUGCGGCUUGAGAGGUACCGGUAUAGGGAGGGAUAUGAGGAGGAAAAUGAGCAUGAGAGGAAGAUGGAGACAGCACGCAGAGAACACCGACGAAAGGUUGUCAUCAUCGCCCGACGAAAGGUUGUCAUCAUCGCCAGCCUUAUCACCAUCUUGGUGGCGCUUGUUAUCUGCCUGAUCGGCUUGUUGGUUCGGUUUGUGUUGUAUCCAUGGCGAACAUGGUUGGCAGCGGCCAUGGUUGCCAUGAGAUCCGUGUUGUACCGGUGGCGAACAUGGGUGGCAGCGGCCAGGGUUGCCAUGCGAUCGUACAUGGAAAGACCUCCUAAAGUGGCAGCCUACUUCCACGGCAGAAGUGCACGCCAAGAGGAACUCGAGCAAGGGACUGGGCCGAGACGAUUCAGGUAUGACGAGCUCACCGCCGCCACGGAUGGCUUCUCUGGCAGGAACAAGCUGGGAGAAGGAGGCUUCGGUUCCGUGUACAGAGGGUUCCUCCACGACAUGAACCUUCACAUUGCCGUGAAGAAAGUGUCCAAGAGCUCUCGUCAGGGCUGGAAGGAGUUUGUCUCUGAGGUGAAGAUCAUUAGCCGUCUCCGGCACCGGAACCUCGUGCCGCUCGUUGGAUGGUUCUAUGGCGGUGACGAUGAUGGUCUUUUGCUCGUGUAUGAACUGAUGCCCAAUGGUAGCCUGGACGCACACCUUUACAAGCUGGACCAGCUGCUGCCAUGGGCAGUCAGGUACCAGGUCGUGCUUGGUGUGGGCUCAGCACUGAUGUACCUGCACCAGGACACGGAGGAGCGCGUUGUGCAUAGGGACAUCAAGCCGAGUAACAUCAUGCUGGAUGCGUCCUUCAAUGCCAAGCUUGGUGACUUUGGGCUUGCGAGGUUUAUCUGUGAUGGCCGGGGCUCGUUGACGACCGGCGCAGCCGGGACGCUCGGCUACAUGGAUCCAAAGUGUGUGUUUGCAGGCAAAGCCAGUGUGGAAUCCGACAUCUACAGCUUCGGUGUCGUCCUGCUCGAGAUGGCCUGUGGUCGGACGCCAGCGGUGGCUGUAGACGGCGAUGACGGAGCCGUCAUCCACCUGUUGCAGUGGGUAUGGGAGUCGCACGGCAGAGGGGCCAUUCUUGAGGCAGCCGACCCGCGGCUGGACGGCAAGUUCGACAAGAAAGAGAUGGAGUGUAUCAUGGUGGUCGGGCUCUGGUGCGGACACCCCGACCCUGUCUUGAGGCCGUCCAUCAGGCAGGCCGUCAGCGUGCUGCGGUUGGAGGUGCCGCCGCCGAGUCUCCCGGGGAAGAUGCCGGUGGCAACCUACCUGAUGCGGCCGCCGGCUGAUGAUUCUUUUGGUUCCUCGGUGACCAGCGGCAGCGGGGAUGCCAGCACUACUAAUUCUGCUAGAGAUAAAGUCGAGUAG